Messenger RNA from Salvia splendens (bonfire salvia), 1569 nucleotides. Its product is annotated as peroxisome biogenesis protein 22. The coding region runs from base 155 to 964 and encodes 269 amino acids. Gene Ontology annotation, biological process: peroxisome organization. The record is from RefSeq and is a predicted model, not a curated record. The transcript has 9 exons. NCBI's taxonomy places the organism in Eukaryota, Viridiplantae, Streptophyta, Magnoliopsida, Lamiales, Lamiaceae.
AGAACUAAUAAAUUGACCCCACUCGAUCUGCUCUCCUUCGCCUCUGUGCAAUAAAUUCUUCAGCUACAGCCUACAAAUGCAACUUAGCAAAGAGGGCUUCAAUCGGUUUUUGAUCAAUUGGUAGAGGCAGCGCAUAAAUCUCCGCGAAAUCGUGAUGGCUGAUAAUUCCAAGGACGAUCUUCUGCAGUUGAUCAAACGUGUUGGAGCUUUCCUCUCUCUCAAGUUUUCCAAUUUCCCCCGCGACAUGAAUUCGCGAUCAGUUGGGGCCAUAGCAGGGCUAACACUUGCUUUAGUGUUUACUUGGAGAUUAUUGAGAGUACCUAGUGAACCUCAAAGAAGGCAAUCAAAACGGCAAGCUCCGCCAGCAAGUAGUUCUGGUGUUAGUACUGCUGAGACAGUGAAUGCUUCGUCCUUGGGGGCUAUCAAUCCUACAGAUGAUUCGAGAACCCAGAAUGUUAUCGAUGAGUUCUUUCAGCCUGUAAAGCCAACCCUCGGACAGAUUGUUAGGCAACGACUGAGUGAUGGAAGGAAGGUAACAUGUAGGUUGCUUGGUGUUGUUCUUGAGGAGAGCACUCCCGAGGAACUACAGAAACAAGCGACUGUAAGAUCAUCUGUGCUGGAGGUGCUACUUGAGAUCACAAAAUUUUGUGAUCUUUAUCUGAUGGAAAGGGUGCUCGACGAUGAGAGUGAAAAGAAAGUCCUUGUGGCACUGGAAGAUGCUGGGGUUUUUACAUCAGGUGGCUUAGUCAAAGAUAAGGUUCUUUUCUGCGGCACGGAGAAUGGACGAACAUCUUUUGUCAGGCAAUUAGAACCAGAUUGGCACAUAGACUCAAAUCCUGAAAUCACUACCCAAUUAGCUAGAUUCAUAAAAUAUCAGCUUCACAUCUCAUCUGUGAAGCUCGAACGACCUGCCUCUAAUGUCUUUACAGCACCAUUCUUGGAACAAUUCUUUGGUUGUGUUUAAUGUUCAAUAUAAGUUGCUGGAUCCAGACGGGUGACAUUUAAUUAAGUAAUAGAAGCGACACACCUUAUGAUACAAACAAGUCCAGAACUUCACCAAAAACUUAUUCUUUUUGUCCACAAAGCCUUCAGAAAAUUUCGUCUGUGUACUUUUAUAGUGUAUUAUUUUUAGAAAUAACUUUGUCCAGUUGGAAAUUUCAACCUUAUAACAGUGUAAGCCAUCAGGAUUUAACCCCUGUUGUAUUUCGUGUCACCAUCAUUUAUACCCAUUCUGAUUGGUGCUGUUUCACGGAGAGGUGAAACCCAAUGUCCUCGUCUGAUGCAGCAGGAAAGAUCGAUCAGCACCUGCUCUCUGCCAUGAGCAAGAUCGGCACAAAUUGUUAGAAAGCGUGUUCCCAGGUUAUGUUUUUGUUAAAGUUUAUACGCUUCAUGUCCCGUUUCCAUUUGUUUGCUUGAGAUGGGCCGUUGAUUAAGCUCAUUAUCGACUUUCUUGCUGCUGGUAUGUGAAUGUUCUUGUAGCAUCGAAUUGGGAGGUAAACUUGGUUGGAGUUUGAAUGUUAAACGUUGCUUGACUCAACUGCUGUUUAAAUAUUAAUGGUGGUUGCAUGA